Molecule: messenger RNA, 720 nt
Organism: Gossypium arboreum
Lineage: Eukaryota; Viridiplantae; Streptophyta; Magnoliopsida; Malvales; Malvaceae
Product: putative pentatricopeptide repeat-containing protein At1g12700, mitochondrial
Exons: 2
Coding region: 148-597 (149 amino acids)
Molecular function (GO): protein binding
Source: RefSeq, a predicted model, not a curated record
AAUCUAUUCAGAGUGUAUUACAGGAAAAGGCUGAAAAGGCUGAAUAGUGAUUCUCUUCCCUCAACACUGAAUAGCUAUUCAUUCCCAUGUAAAGUAAAAAAAAAAAAUUGCCCUUUUUCAAUUUUUGCCCUCACCACUAACUAGAGAAUGAAGAAGCACUACAACCAUCAUCUUUUCCCUCGGUUCACGGGUAAUUUCAAAGAGGCAUUGAAAUUUUUUCAAGCAAUGCAAAACAGUGGGUUGGAACUUGAUAUUGUCCCAUAUACUAUCCUAAUUGAUGGGCUGUGCAAAGCUAGGCAUAUUGAAGUUGCCAAGGAAUUAUUUCGUCAACUCUCAGACAGUGGUUUAAAAUUAAAUGUUUACAAAUAUGGUGUAAUGAUUAAUGGACUGUGUAAAGAGGGAUUGCCAGAUGAAGCAUAUAGGUUUUUUGGGAGCAUGGGAGAUAAUGACUGUUCGCCUAAUCGUUGUUGUUAUAAUGUAAUGAUUCGGGGGUUGCUUCGAAACAACUAUACCUCAAAGGCAAUGCAACUUCUUAUGAAAAUGGUUGGUAGAUGUAUUCACUACCAACUUAUUUAUGGAUCUCAUCGUACAUUCUAAUAAAUCAAUCUUGCUUUGAAAUGUUUCACAAAUUGUGUAAAGAUCAUCACUUGUAAAUGUGAAUCAGUUUUUACAUAACUAUUGUACAGUUAUAAAAGAUUCUGCAAACUAGAAUGAGUUUUA